Messenger RNA from Mercurialis annua (annual mercury), 536 nucleotides. RefSeq names its product 40S ribosomal protein S25-4. The transcript has 4 exons. The coding region runs from base 48 to 374 and encodes 108 amino acids. Gene Ontology annotation, cellular component: cytosolic small ribosomal subunit. Lineage: Eukaryota; Viridiplantae; Streptophyta; Magnoliopsida; Malpighiales; Euphorbiaceae. Gene Ontology annotation, molecular function: structural constituent of ribosome. The record is from RefSeq and is a predicted model, not a curated record.
GCAGCCCUUCAUCUCCAAGCAGCAGCCACUCCUCAGUCUCAGAUCCAAUGGCACCGAAGAAGGAGAAGGCACCGCCGCCGUCGUCGAAGCCGGCGAAAUCGGGCGGAGGAAAGCAGAAGAAGAAGAAGUGGAGCAAGGGAAAGCAAAAGGAGAAGGUGAACAACAUGGUGUUGUUUGAUCAAGCUACUUAUGAUAAGCUUCUCUCUGAAGCUCCUAAGUAUAAGCUUAUCACUCCUUCAAUUCUCUCUGAUCGCUUAAGGAUCAACGGUUCACUCGCAAGGAAGGCAAUAAGAGAUUUGAUGGCAAGAGGUGUCAUCAGGAUGAUCUCUGCCCAUUCCAGCCAGCAGAUUUACACUAGGGCAACAAACACCUAGAUUUCAUUCUUGUAUGCUUAUUUAGUUUUUUACAUAGUGCUUUUUUUGCUGAUAAAUACUAUUAUGUUUUUUUAUCCGGAGAUUGUUUAAAUGCUUGAGUUGCAAUCUUGGACCUUUAUCCUUUGCCUUUGAUGAAUUUUAUAAGAUUUCUUGGAUGUUUAA